GGCUGAAGUUACGAAAAUUACCGUCCCAGUGACUCAAAAAGCUAAUAAUUGUACUGAAAUCCGUCAUUUGGAUACAAAGGUUUUCAAGGCCAAGAAACCGAAUAAAAAGGGAAGAGAGAAGGCAAAAAAGAUUUGAAUGGCGCCGCAGAAUUCUGAUCAAGUUAUUUUGACAAAUGCCUCUUUCGAAGACAACGAAAUUAUUACAGGACAGCGUAAGAGGAUAGUGAUUUUUUCAUUUUUAGUCUUAAUGUCAAUUUUUAUUAUUAUUAUCAACUGCUUCGUCGUGUUCUUGGUUUGGAGGAAAAGGACUCUUCGCACACCGGCGAACAUGUUUUUGACAAGCCUUGCCUGCUCCGAUUUCUUGUCAGGAGCUUGUGCGAUCCCGCUGAUCAUAACCUGUGAGGUUUUGGAAACACGUCAUUCGUGGAGUGGACCAUUUUGCCUGAGCAUGGAUCUCAUCAACAGAAUGUUGUCCAUAUCCUCUAUUUUUCACUUACUGGUCAUCGCCGUCGAGAGGUACGUGGUAAUCGUACGCCAUGUGAAACCAGACGACUUUGUUAGUUGCAAGAAAUACUCUGUGAUCGUGUCUGCAUUGUGGCUUAUCCCUGUGUCUGCGUCUUUCAUACAACUAACGUGGAUUCCCCUCAAAGAUGGCGUCCCACAGUUGCAAGGUAUCUCUCAAUCGGAGAUCAUUUACGACAUCGUUUGCAUCUUCGGAUUUGUCUUUUUUCCCUUGAUGAUCAUUGUUAUCGCUUACAGCAAAGUAUUUUCUGUUUUGCGAAGGCACGCAAAAGAAAUAGACAAACACACAUUAGUUUUUAUGGCAUCCUCUAGGAAUCAAAGACAUAAACUGAAGGAAAAGCGAGCCACAUUAAUCUACGCUUCAAUGAUCGUUUUUUACGUUAUCGGAUGGUUUCCUUACUUUCUUCUAUCUUUGUCCUACGACUUGGGUGUCGGCGAGGAAGUGCUCAACAUCCCUUACUGGACCGACACUCUUUUUAUGUUCUGCAGAUUUCUAAGCCCGCUUGUCAAUCCUUUAUUAUACACAUUUUUCAAACAGGAUUUCAAAGCCGUGAUUUUUGCUAUGAGACGGGGAUCUACAGCGAAUGCGGACCAACUGUUAGAGACCUCAUCCCCGUCGAACACAAUUCCUCUGCGACAUCUGAGAGAUCCAGCGACAUCAGGCGAACCUCUAUAAAUGAAGUGGUGGGUGAAUAUUUCCUCAAAGGCAUGUCGAGGCUUUUUACUCAUUUUGAAGGUGCAGUAAGCAGAAAGCAUGAUAGAAACGAAACGAUUUGUUGCAAAGAAUCUUAGGCUGUACUUCUGGCAACUUCAAUUGUGGAUACCAAGUACAAAGUUGAAUCAGUUACAUAUAAUAUACGUCUUAGACUUGUCUAA
Stylophora pistillata is the source of this 1398-nucleotide messenger RNA. RefSeq names its product trace amine-associated receptor 9-like. Gene Ontology annotation, cellular component: membrane. Gene Ontology annotation, biological process: G protein-coupled receptor signaling pathway. NCBI's taxonomy places the organism in Eukaryota, Metazoa, Cnidaria, Anthozoa, Scleractinia, Pocilloporidae. Gene Ontology annotation, molecular function: G protein-coupled receptor activity. The record is from RefSeq and is a predicted model, not a curated record.